This is a messenger RNA of Scomber scombrus (Atlantic mackerel), 297 nucleotides long. Its product is annotated as alpha-1,3-mannosyl-glycoprotein 4-beta-N-acetylglucosaminyltransferase B-like. The record is from RefSeq and is a predicted model, not a curated record. Gene Ontology annotation, biological process: protein N-linked glycosylation. Gene Ontology annotation, molecular function: acetylglucosaminyltransferase activity. Gene Ontology annotation, cellular component: Golgi stack; endoplasmic reticulum-Golgi intermediate compartment; endoplasmic reticulum. Lineage: Eukaryota; Metazoa; Chordata; Actinopteri; Scombriformes; Scombridae.
UCUCCAUAGUGAUGGGGGUUCCCAGUGUGAAGAGGGAGGUUCACUCCUACCUGACCGACACGCUCAGCUCUCUGAUGUCAGAGCUCAGCGCCGCCGAGAAGGACGACUGCGUCAUCGUCGUCCUCAUCGCCGAGGCUGACCAGCAGUACGCCAGCAGUGUAGCAGACAACCUGAAGCACCUUUUUCCAGCAGAGAUUCAGGCGGGUCUGUUGGAAGUCGUCUCUCCGUCCGUCCACUUCUACCCCGACUUCUCCCGCCUCCGAGAAUCCUUCGGAGACCCCAAAGAGAGAGUCAGGU